CAUUGAUCAGUGUCAUCACUCGAAAUCAGCUCCAUGCAGCAAGAACUCCCUCGUGCAUUUGCCGCAGAUCACUUGUCUUCCCUUCCAGAGUCCCAACCUUCCGCGCAUAAGAGAGGACCUACCCUAAGGUACUUAGCCCUGGACUGAAGGGGAAGGCUUAGGAAACCAAAAAGAGUUGCUGUGAGCAAGACCAGUAGCACCAUAAUUUGAACUGUGCCUUGAUACCUUUGACUGGCAUUUAGUGGGCAGCUCCGAGCUGAUCUACUUUUGUCAGUUUCGUCUGUGAAGUGCUCUGCGAGGAUGGCUUCUCGUGGUGAGAAGCGUCCGUAUGAUCUGCGAGACAACCAUGGGCCUACCAAUGCUGCAGAGGAUUCCCGCGAGAAGCGGCAGAGGACACCAGCAUUUGCAAACGUGGUCCAGGAGGCGGUGAAGGCGGACUCGCUGCACAAGCUGGCCCAGGGCCUUGAGCCAAUGCUCCGCCGCAUUGUGGCGGAGGAGGUGGAGAAAGCGUUUGCCAAGCACCAGCCCCCCGCUCACUCCCGCCAGCAGCGUCCAGCGCUGCCUGCCGCGGCCCCGCCUGGCCCCGUCCUGCGGCUGGCGUUUGUCAACAAGCUGUCGCUGCCGCUGUACACGGGCAGCCGCGUCGAGGCGGAGGACGGCGCACCCCUGCAGGUCGUGCUGCAGGACGCCGCUACGGGGGAGGCCGUGCGCAGCGGGCCGGCCGCGCAGUGCCAGCUGCAGGUGGUGGUCCUGGAGGGCGACUUCAACAUGGACGACGACGAGAUGUGGCCUGCGGACGUGUUUGAGAGCAACAUCGUGCGCGAGCGCGACGGCAAGCGGCCCCUGCUCACGGGGGAGCAGCUGCUAUGCUUCCGUGGCGGGGAGGGCACCAUUGGGGACAUCACCUUCACCGACAACUCCAGCUGGAUCCGCAGCCGCAAGUUCCGGCUCGGGGUGCGCGUAGCUGCCGGCGCAGAGGGCGUGCGCGUGCGGGAGGCCAAGACGGAGGCCUUCACCGUCAAGGACCACCGCGGCGAGCUGUACAAGAAGCACUACCCGCCAGCACUGCAAGACGAGGUCUGGCGGCUGGACCGCAUCGGUAAGGAUGGCGCGUUUCACAAGCGGCUGAAUGCGGCGAGCAUCACGACGGUGGAGGACUUUCUGCGCAUGGUGGUGAUGGACCCGCAGAAGCUGCGCAACAUCCUGGGCAGCGGCAUGAGCAACAAGAUGUGGGACGGCACCGUGGAGCACGCCAAGACGUGCGUGCUCAACGGCAAGCUGCACGUGUACUACGCGGACGAGAGCCAGGGCGUGGGCGUCAUCUUCAACAACAUCUUCCAGCUCAUGGGCCUCAUCGCGGACGGGCAGUACAUGAGCGUGGACGCGCUGUCCGACAACGAGAAGGUCUACGUCGACAAGCUCGUCAAGGUCGCCUACGAGAACUGGGACGAUGUCGUCGAGUACGAUGGCGAGGCGCUCAUUGGCUUCAAGCCCGCCAAUGUGCGUGCCCUGGAGCCGCCGCUGCAGCAGCCCCCGCCCCAGCAGCGCGCCUACGCGGCAGCUGGGCCCAGCACAGGCCGGGGGGGCAAUGAGCGCACCACCUCGGCGGGGGCAGAGAACCAAGCGAGUCAUGGCCCCCCCCCUAGCGCCCCGCUCGACGCCCCCACUGCGCAGAGCUUCAUGUCCCCCCCGGGUCGCCCCCCCGCCCCCUUCACCGACUCUGCCAACUCGGACCUCAGCUCGGGCCCCCCCUCCUCGCGCGGGCCGGUGCCCCCUCUUGAGGACGACCUGGCCGCCCAGCAGCUGCCCGAGGCAGGCGCCAUUCUGGACGACAUGUCGCGCGCCUUCCAGGUGGCCCGGGGCUUCCGCGCCCCCGAGGGCACGGCCCCCGCUGCGGAGCCGGGCCCGGUGCUGCCGCCCCACAGCCACAACCUCCCCUCGGCCGGGCCGCCCCCGCCCCCCACCAGGGCGCCAAUUCUCUCAGCGGGGGUGCGAGCGGGGGAGGGCGCGGCGGGGCCCAGCACAGAGCUGAGCGGCCUGUUUGAGGACGAGGCGGCGCGGCUGCGCUCGACGGAGGCGGUGGAGUCGGAGGACAUGCACGCCCAGAUCCAGCAGCUACUGCGCAUGUUCAACGACGGCGCGCAGUCCCCGGGGGUGCUCUCCGCCGACCUGCAGCAAGGCGCGUUUGCGGCCGACCUCGACAAGACGCUCCGCGAGUUCGGCCUCGCCCAGGAGUUGGAGGCGGGGACGCCCCCGGAGAAGAUCAAGCUGAACGGGGCCCACGUGGGCUGGCUCAAGCUCAAGGCCGCCCUGCGAUGGGGCAUCUUCAUCCGCAAGCGUGCAGCGGAGCGGCGCGCGCAGAUGCAGGGGAGCACGGACGAGGCAGCCUAAGCAAGGGGACGCAUGUAAAGAUGCUUUUGGCUUCAUGCCAUUGCCUAUCAAUCUCUCACGUUUGAGCAUUGUAUGCUUUAGGAACGGUGUAUGAUAUAUGAAGUACGUUUGUGGUAAAGAAGGGGUCGGAUGUAAAGGCUGAAAUGCCCUUGAAUCAAAUCAAGUCAAAGAUGAAGAGUGUUCGAGCGGGCCUCUAAGAACCUAUAGAGAGCUCGAGUCCUUGUGGAGCUCCUCGUAAAUUACGACUCUUGCUAUAUUCUGUUGUAAAGAUUUGUCUAGUUUACGAGAACAUUUUCCCCAAGUAUCCGAGCUACAGCAUCUUAGCAAGAUGCUGACAAUAUGCUGUAGGUGAUUCAAUGAUUGAUGCAAGGGCAACAAAAGCAAUGGUGUCCGACAUACGUUUUGUAUUGUGACGG
This is a messenger RNA of Klebsormidium nitens, 2807 nucleotides long. The record is from the annotation of a GenBank genome assembly. NCBI's taxonomy places the organism in Eukaryota, Viridiplantae, Streptophyta, Klebsormidiophyceae, Klebsormidiales, Klebsormidiaceae.